AUGGCUGGUCUCAAGUUCCUGCCGUUGGUCACCGCCGCCAUAUUCUUGCUGGGCGCAAACGGGGCAAACACGUCUAACGGUGCGGCCACAGGAUACAAGGCAGAUCGGGUGGACUGCUCGGCGUCAAUGAACGCAGCCCGCAACCUUGUCGGUUUCGCGGACUUUACAGUGGGAAAGACUGAUGGCGAAAAACUCCCAAUAGACGAAGCUCUCGCUGGAAGAGACGUAACCGGAGCGGCGUACGUGAACUCAGUGUGCACGGCACUGAAAGAUGUAACCUGCCGAGUAUUCUGUGUGCUGCGUCCUUCACAAAACCAACAGAAUACAGCGUCCGCUCAAGAAUCAGCCACACUGGCUGGCACCUACGCGUACGCGGUUCAAGAAGGGGCUAGUGCUGACUGCAAAGCCGCAGUGGACCACUGGAAGGCAGCCCUCUCCAACUUCAAAAGUCUGCCUCCGCAAUACACAGGAGAAACCGCGCCGUAUGCCGACCCCCAGAAUAUUUCCUUCAUUUCCCUUUUCAACCCCAAUGAAAAUCCCAAAGUGGACUGCGCAUACUUCACCUGCCCAGCACAACAGGCGGAUUCGCAGCAGAGAAACAAUGUUUCCGGCGGAGACGGGGAGGGAGAAGGGGAAGGGGAUGAAGAUCCCGAAGUUGAUAGCGGUGUGGACGGUCCAAAACCGGGCGGCGAGGGUGGGAGCACCACAGACAAAGAAGUGAAGGCUCUUGUUUGCGUCACCACGCCAAAGGCCUUAAAUAAAGACGCAGCCCCAUACACGCAAGCCCAGUGGGAUCAGAUCACCGCUGGCCUCAACAAAAACGCUGCACCAGCAUUGCCUACGUUCCUUGGUUUUGCUGCCACAGCAGUUGGCAUCCUUCUCCUUUGA
Molecule: messenger RNA, 888 nt
Organism: Eimeria mitis
Lineage: Eukaryota; Apicomplexa; Conoidasida; Eucoccidiorida; Eimeriidae
Product: SAG family member
Exons: 4
Coding region: 1-888 (295 amino acids)
Source: RefSeq, a predicted model, not a curated record